AUGAUCAAAUGUAAACGGACUAAUCACAAGUAAAAAUUGCAUUAAAUGUAGACAGCUUAUGCAUUAAAAAUACCUUUGACUUAUUUCGUAUUGUAUCAUUUAGGAGUAAUUUAUGUUUGGGUUACUUUAAUUUGGCAUGCAUAUUUGGGAACUGGAGAUAAUUUAAGAAACUUACUUAUCAACAUCUGGCAAAAUCAUUACAAAGUCUCAUACCCCAUAAUUCUAUUUAAUGAAAUUUUUAGUUUUGUUAUUGCUCUAUACGGAACCUUUGAUACAAACCUAUAAAAAUACACCGCUACCCAAUUAUUAUAUUAUGCAUCAGCGUUUUUUGUCUGCAAUCAUGUCUAUUCCUUUUAUUCAAGAAACAUUGUCAGAAGAAACGAUGUAAAUUAGCUACCUAAUUGCGACAAAAGGUUAUUUUAAUCAUACGAAUAUCUCUUUUACUUUUAAACACUGAUCAUAUUCGUUUGCUUUUAUUAUUCUAUCAAAUUUGACAAUUUGCAAAAAGAGAUCAAACCUGUUAUAAAGUUUCUCAUCAACUAGUUAAUGUUCCAUGUAUUUGAGAUUACUAAGAUUUAUUUUGUAAUAAAUCUAUUUGUUUUGAUUCAAUUCCUCUAAGUUAUAAUAGAUGGUAUCUAGUUAGUUAUUGAUUAUCAAUAAAUUUCAUACUUAAUUGCUUGCUUAACACGUUCCUCUAUAACCUUCAUAUAUUAGUAAAAUAUACAUAUUAUCGAGGGCCAAUAUUAUUUAUAACUAAGGAAUUGUAGAGAUGGAAGGUUCUUUAAUGAUAAUCCUCAGGUUUAAGUGACUAAUUUGAGAGAGGAAGAUUUAGAGAAACUAGAAGUUAAAUCCUUUAAUUCCCAAUUAGAAGUACAACAAAAAAGAAACCAAGCUGUGGAUUUAGCCCAAUUAGAAGAAUAAAAUAAUAAUACCAUACAAUGUCCCAUUUGCGGUGAUGAUAUACAAAAAAAAUAGAAAAUUAUAUUACUAGAAUGUUAACACAUAUUUCAUUCAGAUUGUUUAAUCAGAUGGCUUAAAAUUAAAAAUUCUUGCCCUUACUGUAGGAGAUCAGCAGUAAAAUGUUAAUAAUGA
This is a messenger RNA of Paramecium tetraurelia, 1092 nucleotides long. RefSeq lists its product as uncharacterized. The record is from RefSeq and is a predicted model, not a curated record. NCBI's taxonomy places the organism in Eukaryota, Ciliophora, Oligohymenophorea, Peniculida, Parameciidae. The transcript has 4 exons.